This is a messenger RNA of Neopsephotus bourkii (Bourke's parrot), 2676 nucleotides long. RefSeq names its product synaptosome associated protein 47 (gene SNAP47). Gene Ontology annotation, biological process: synaptic vesicle priming; synaptic vesicle fusion to presynaptic active zone membrane; exocytosis. Bases 38 to 1327 code for a protein of 429 amino acids. The record is from RefSeq and is a predicted model, not a curated record. The transcript has 5 exons. Gene Ontology annotation, molecular function: syntaxin binding; SNAP receptor activity. NCBI's taxonomy places the organism in Eukaryota, Metazoa, Chordata, Aves, Psittaciformes, Psittacidae. Gene Ontology annotation, cellular component: plasma membrane; SNARE complex.
AGAAAAAAAAUACUGGGGGGAAAAAUUCUAACUACGGAUGGACAGUUCUGUAGAAGCAGCAGGCUACAAAAGGCUGUCUGAGAAUUCUACGUCUACAGAUAGAGUUUCUCCUUCUGACUUUGAGAGUGUUGCUCUUGAAGGGGAUCUGAACGGCGAGCUGAUGAACGAAGACAUACGUAUCCAUAGCUGGCCUUGUUCUUACUAUUUAGACACCAGCAAACAAUGGGUCCCUGGCAGACUCUCACUGACUCCUGUUGCAAUCAGAUUCACAGCUGGCAAGACUGGGGAGCUUCUGGUCAACUUCCAUCUUUCUAGUAUCAGUGAGAUCAAGAAGGAAUCAUCAAAUUUAAUCUUCAGCUCACUUACCAUCUUAGAGAAGAGCACCAAGCACUGGUUUAGUUCUCUGCAGCCCAACAGAAAUGUGGUAUUCAACAUCCUUGAGCACUUCUGGAGGGAGCAAUUGCUGUCAAGCCAAGGAGCAGAAGCAGCAGCUUUGCAAACAACAAAGGGAAAAGAACUGACGGGGUUAUUGACUGGUUCACAGAAACGGCUGGAGGACACAGCAAAAGUGCUGCAUUAUCAGGGCGAACAGUUUGAUAACAUCAUGAGAGGACUCAACAAGAUCGAAGGGGAUAUGGAUGUAGCAGACAGGUUGUUGACUGAGCUCGAAUCUCCUUCUUGGUGGCCGUUUAGCAGCAAGCUCUGGAAAGCACCAUUGGAAGCCAAGCCAAAGGAAACUGCCACAGUUUCCGAUUCGAAGAACCAGGAAGGAAUCGUAAUUAGAAUUCCAGUUAUUAUCACCCACAGAACAGACUCAAAUGUCAAGCCAGGAAAACUCACACUCUUUGCUUCUGGUCUGGAAAUCAGUGACUGCAAUUCUCAGGUCAUUCACCAUUUUGAAUCAAAGGAUGUAGAUGAUAUCAGAGUUCAUACACCAUAUGAAAUCAGUGUCCGUCAGAGAUUUAUCGGGAAGCCAGACACCUCUUACCGGCUCUUGUCAGCAAAGAUGCCAGAAGUAAUCCCUAUCUUGGAGAUGCAAUUUAGCAAGAAAAUACAGUUUCUAGAAGAUGCCCUAGGUUUUGCUGGUGCCAGGAAGUCUCCUCAGGUAGAUUUGGGGACCUCCAUUUGGCAAGCAGCCACGGGACUCCUGGGAGGAGUGGUGCAGCCCAGCUCUCCAGUAGGAGGCAGAGAAGGGAUGGACAGUGACCACGUCCAGCUGCAAAAGCAAGAGAAGAUCUCCCAGGAAGAAGCAAAAGAGCUUAAACAGUCUUUUCUUCUGACAGAUACUAAAGAAGCUGAAGGGCCUUGCCUUGGAGACAGAAGCUGAGCUGGAGAGACAGGAUGAAGCUCUUGAUUCCAUCACUACCUCUGUAGACCGUGCGACACUGAAUAUUGACAAGCAGAACCACAGAAUGAAGAAACUAACGUAGCGCCUACAGGAACCAGUGGGGAUGGUAUCGUGAGGAAGAAGAGGAUCAGAGUACUGUGUUUAUCAAGACUGUUUCUUUAAUAGACACUUUGUGUGGGAGCUGUUUGCAAUAUUGUCUGGAGUACAGUGCUGCUGUUACUGAGUUCCUGUGGGUUUUGAAAAUGUUUCCAGACUUAGAUGAUGUUUGAAGGCUGUUUUAGGAUUAAAAAGGCCAAGACUUUUAAUUGCGGUAGAACAAUGAUAGUGGCUUCUUUACUACAGAAAAAUCUGUAAAUAUGAAAGGAUGUGAUAUAAUCUGAAUCAACUUUUAUGUGCUUUUUUUAUGUUGCUGCUUUUGAAAGGUUGCGGUUUUUUACUGCAAUGAAGAAGUGAAGGAGAAAUGAACUGCAUAUGAGACUACUUUAGAUGAUUACAGCUUAUUAAUUCCCUCUCAAGGUCUUUCUUUAAAAAAAGUUAAUAGCUGAACUAAAGACCAGAUGUCCAACUGCAAGUCAUUGAGGCUUUUGUUUGUAACUUAAUGCUGAGGUGAGCAAAUGAUGGUGAUAAAACCUUGUGUUCCCUAAGCAAAUAUUUUUAAUAGGUUUCAAUUGUGCUUUUAAUGUACCUAGGAAUUUUAUAAGAAUAAUGAAGACUUAGUGGCCACAGCUGUCUGUUGCCACAUCCUGGAAAAUGGAGAAGGUGGUUAGUUAAUGUGCAUGUAUUGGUAGAGAUACCUGCUCAGUGAGCAGGUUUGGGGUUUUUUUUUUGCCAUUUGAUAAAUGUUUUGCUUACUUAAAUCACUUAUAAAAAGUAUCAAAAUUGAAUAUGUUCGCUUUCCGAAAGGAAAUGAUGAUCAUUGAUGAUCAUGUGCACAUUUUUGUGUGUUUAUGUUUCCCUUUUAAACUGCAUAUGUAGUGAAGGAGUUGACUUUGGAGUGGGGAAAGUAUUGUGGGUGAAUCUAUUCAGUUCUUGGAGUUCAUUGUUUGUACCCCUCACUUGCACACAGUGGUUUUAGAUUUUUGGUAAUAAUCUGACAUGGGAUGCAGUGUCCUCAGAGCAUAAUGAGCACAGUGUUUACUUGGUGUGGUCCCUAAAUACAAUGGUUAAGCUAGGCUAGCAGAUCUUUGACGAGUGUCAGUGGAAGGUCUCUUGUCCUUUUGCUGCUCUGUUCUUCAUUUUCCAAGGAUCUCUCUACCAUUCAUUUCUGACUCCAAAUGGGAAGAACUUCAUGAGUCAUGUAGAGCAUCAUGUGUUUUUUGUGUAUCUCU